UGUGGCGUGGGGCGAUGAUUCGAGAAUAAUCUGGCGGUAGCCUCACCGGUCGUAUGCGUAUCCGUUGGACCGAUAUAAAUUGCGUUGAUCGCCUUCUCAAGCCCGUGUACUACAUCCAAAAGCCUAGCUCUUCCUCGUCUGUUAAUCAAGAUGCAGAUCUUUGUUAAAACUCUUACUGGCAAGACUAUCACCCUUGAGGUGGAGUCUUCGGACACGAUUGACAAUGUAAAGGCCAAGAUUCAGGACAAGGAGGGGAUCCCUCCUGACCAGCAAAGGCUUAUUUUUGCUGGCAAGCAACUCGAGGACGGUCGCACCCUUGCCGACUACAACAUCCAAAAGGAGUCGACGCUCCACCUCGUGCUCCGCCUUCGUGGAGGCAUGCAAAUCUUCGUCAAGACGCUAACUGGCAAGACAAUCACCCUUGAAGUCGAAUCCUCGGAUACUAUUGACAACGUCAAGGCCAAGAUCCAGGACAAGGAGGGCAUCCCGCCUGACCAGCAAAGGUUGAUCUUCGCCGGUAAGCAGCUGGAGGACGGCCGCACUCUGGCCGAUUACAACAUUCAGAAAGAGUCCACUCUUCAUCUUGUCCUUCGCCUCCGUGGUGGUCACUGAGUAACAUCAACUCAGCUUUUGUCUGCUUGGAUCUCUGUCUGAAAUUGUGAUGCGACAACUAUGCUAUUUAGAAUAAUGCAUCAUUGCAACUUGUUGGCUUCUUUCUUUAA
Zingiber officinale is the source of this 722-nucleotide messenger RNA. RefSeq names its product polyubiquitin. Gene Ontology annotation, molecular function: ubiquitin protein ligase binding; protein tag activity. Bases 151 to 612 code for a protein of 153 amino acids. Lineage: Eukaryota; Viridiplantae; Streptophyta; Magnoliopsida; Zingiberales; Zingiberaceae. Gene Ontology annotation, cellular component: cytoplasm; nucleus. The transcript is spliced from 2 exons. The record is from RefSeq and is a predicted model, not a curated record. Gene Ontology annotation, biological process: modification-dependent protein catabolic process; protein ubiquitination.